AUGUCACGAUUACAGCCGGGUGCUUCUUUGAUUUCGAUAAUUUCCCCUCCCGCUUACGAAGAUAUCGAUCGAAGAGUGCUCGGACCGGCUCCUCCCUACUCGUCUCUCCAUUCAUUCAUCACUUCAACGGGUCCACCAGCCGAGUUCCUCGAACAUCCACAUCACCAUACAUCGAAUCCUGUCCCUUCUUCUUUUUCAGCAGACCGUAAUUUAUUCCCAAGAGCUAAUUCUGAAGCUGAAGGCGGGAAUGACAAUCAACCGCCACCAUACCAAUUUAGAGAGCUUUCGGUGGUUGAACUCGAUGAAACGGCACAUCAAUCCGAGAUCGAUCGAAGUGUCGACGAGUUGGCAAGGAGGAGAAUCGAGCGAGAUAAUUGGAUAGCUGAAAGGCGAGCAGCGAGACGAAAUAAUCGAGGGAUUAUUUCGAAUUGGCAAACUCUGCACGAUGAUACCUUAUCGGCCAAGGCGGAUAGACGUGAGGCGUGUAGAAUUGUGAUUAGCGUAUGUAUUGGAACCGUCUGUCUCGGCCUCUACUAUUAUGUAAUUGGCCUC
Mesorhabditis belari is the source of this 552-nucleotide messenger RNA. The record is from the annotation of a GenBank genome assembly. NCBI's taxonomy places the organism in Eukaryota, Metazoa, Nematoda, Chromadorea, Rhabditida, Rhabditidae.